Molecule: messenger RNA, 1663 nt
Organism: Diabrotica virgifera virgifera (western corn rootworm)
Lineage: Eukaryota; Metazoa; Arthropoda; Insecta; Coleoptera; Chrysomelidae
Product: bis(5'-adenosyl)-triphosphatase enpp4-like
Exons: 7
Coding region: 329-1609 (426 amino acids)
Source: RefSeq, a predicted model, not a curated record
AAACGUCGGUCGAUAAUAAUUAUAAUGUUCAUUUCAAUUAAUUUUAAUCAUGGCAUUCAAAUUCCUAAAGAAACCUUCGGUUUUUACAAAAAAAACCGACAAUUUUGUUAAUUUAUUUGGUUACUUGGUCAGUUGGUUAGAUGUGUCUGUGACGUUAAGUCGUUAGAAAACUAUUAAAUAAUUGUAGAGAGAUAUGAAGUAAUAUAGUGAGUGUUUCGUUAUUCGUGUGUUUGUCAAAUAAAUGUAGGAAAUUGGAGCAGAAAAGUUAGGAAUUAUAAUUACAAGACCUAUCUUAUCAAGUGCAGUAGAAAUAAAAAAAUUAACGAAAAUGAUAUUAAAAAUAAUUCUAUCCUGUUCCAUCCUCAACGUAGUAUGGUGUAUAUCCCGCCAUCCAAUCCUUAUCAUAAUUUCCUACGACGCAUUCAGAUAUAAUCUCUUCGACACGAAGCUACUGCCAAAUAUGGAAAAUCUGAGGAAAGCAGGAACCUACGCAGACUACAUGACAAACAUCUUUCCGACAAAAACUUUUCCCAAUCAUUACUCCAUAGCAACUGGUGUAUUUGCGGAAACGCAUGGAGUGAUUGGAGCCAGUUAUCUUGACGCAGCUACACAGAAGGUUGUGAAGAAAGUUGAAGAAAUGUUUCAUUAUAAUGAAGAUGUUGUGCCUAUUUGGCGAUGGAAUGAAGCACAAGGAGAUGGUAGAUAUUCUGCUUCAUUUAUGUGGCCAGGUUCAGAUUUUCCUUACCAAGGUAAAGACAUAACGUACAACCAAAAAUUUGCCAGAAAUUUCACCCAUGUCCAAAAAGUUGAUAAGAUGUUAUCUUGGUUAACCGAUCCAGUGAAACCUGCAAAUUUGGUUAUGCUAUAUAUUGAAGGAAUUGAUUAUCCAGCACAUGUAUAUGGUUCAAAUUCGGCACAGUUCAUGGAGGAAUUAAAAAAAUUGGACACUCUCACGAAAUAUAUUGAGGAUCAAUUGAUAAAACACAAUUUAUCAGAAAGAGCCAAUGUUGUCCAGCUAAGCGAUCACGGUAUAUUGAGUGUACCGGUACAAAAGGUAAUUAACGUUACCCAGUAUAUGAAACCAGGAACAUAUACCUUGUUAGGAUCCAGCCCUAUCUUUCAAAUUUAUCCAAAGAAAGGUUUUGAACCAGAACUAUACAAUUCUUUGAAGGAGGGUUCCCGUCAAAACGGACAUUUUAAAGUUUACAGAAAAAGGAGUUUUCCCAGACGAUGGCAUUAUAAAAAUAAUACACGAACGCCUGAUCUUCUUGUGAUGGCGGAUGUUGGAUAUGGAUUGGAAGAUUUAAUAAAUGACCACAUCAAAUACGGCAAAAGGCAUAACUUAACUUUAACAAAUAGUACCGAGUUUGGAGUCCAUGGUUAUGAUAAUAACGUAGAAGCUAUGAGGCCUUUCUUCAUGGCUAGAGGACCAAGAAUCAAGAAACAGCAUCAAGUUCCACCGUUCCGAUCUGUUGAUUUGUAUAACCUAUUUACACAAAUUCUGGAAAUACCAAAAAGGCCUACGAAUGGAUCAAUGUGGCACAUUGUGGAUAUUCUUCGUGAUUCAGCAUUGCCAAAAGAAACCAACGAAAAUACAAGUGUUAGCUAAGACAAAAAAAUAUGUAAUAUUUUUUUAAUUAAAAAAGUAAAAUCUAAAAUGAUC